AUGUCGACACUAUGGGGCACCAGGUGAUAAUAUUUGACUUCUCUGUCAUAAGAGGACUGUGGGAAACUCGAGUUAAGGAAAGCAAAGAACGUCAGAAGAAAGAGAAAGAAAGAUUAGAAAAAAGCUCAUUGGAGAAGAUAAAGCAGGAAUGGAAUUUCAUACUGGAGUGCCGGAAGAAAGGCAUUCCUCCAUCAAAGUACCUCAAAAAUGGCUUUGUGGACACUGAUGAGAAGAUUUGGGACGCUUAUGAAAAGACUCCUCAGCUCCAGAAGAGGCAUGAUUUGUCAGAUGAAGCAAAGAAGGAAAGAAAUAAAUUUAUUUUUCAUCUUUCUGGAGAGCAGUGGAUGGAAUUCCCAGAUUCUCUUAAAGAAAAAAUCUACCUAAAAGAAUGGCACGUGUACAAUACAUUGAUACAAACCAUUCCAGCCUACAUUGCAUUAUUUCAAGAUCUGAGAGUACUAGAAUUGUCAAAAAAUCAAAUCAACCAUCUCCCAGUGGAAAUUGGCUGCUUAAGAAACCUCAAAGUACUCAAUGUGAGUUUCAAUAACUUGAAGUCAGUCCCUCCAGAACUAGGGGAUUGUGAGAAUCUGGAAAAAUUGGAUUUGUCUGGAAAUAUGGAAUUAACAGAGCUCCCAUUUGAACUAAGUAACCUGAAACAAGUCACAGUUGUGGAUAUGUCAGCAAACAAGUUCCAUUCAAUUCCAAUUUGUGUUCUCCGGAUGUCUAAUUUGCAGUGGUUGGAUAUUAGCAGCAACAACCUGAAUGAUCUCCCAGAAGAUAUAGACAGGUUAGAUCAGCUGCAGACACUUCUUCUGCAGAAAAACAAGCUGACUUAUCUUCCUCGAGCUCUAGUCAAUAUGCCAAAGCUCAGUCUUCUAGUUGUCAGUGGUGAUGACCUGGUUGAGAUACCUACAGCCAUCUGUGAGUCAGCCACAGGUUUGAAAUUCGUAAGUCUUAAGGACAGCCCAGUUGAAACUAUUGUAUGUAAAGACACUGAAGAAAUUACAGAAAGUGAACGUGAAAGGGAGCAAUAUGAAAAAGAGUUUAUGAAAGCAUACAUUGAAGAUCUAAAGGAAAGAGGGAUUAAUACCAGUGAUUAUGAAUUCCUACAGAAGCACAUCUCAUCUUCAGAAUAA
Dryobates pubescens (Downy woodpecker) is the source of this 1136-nucleotide messenger RNA. RefSeq names its product leucine rich repeat containing 2 (gene LRRC2). NCBI's taxonomy places the organism in Eukaryota, Metazoa, Chordata, Aves, Piciformes, Picidae. The transcript has 8 exons. The coding region runs from base 12 to 1136 and encodes 374 amino acids. The record is from RefSeq and is a predicted model, not a curated record. Gene Ontology annotation, molecular function: protein binding.